GAAAUGGAUUACCAUUCCAUUCAUGGUCAUGACGUCGCCAAUUUCGAUGUGCCCAGUUCACACCGACUGCCAACGGUGAGCGCUUCUGCCAUACUGGACGAGUUGAAAGAUGACUCGUCCACGUAUGUUUCAACUGGGCUGCCAGACCUGGACAAGAAAUUGCAGAGCGCGACGUCUUCAGAGUCACAGGACUUGGAUGUCACCGGCGGAAUCAGACGGGGCCAAGUCACUGAGCUAUGGGGUCCCCCAGGCUCUGGAAAGACAGCGAUAGGCAUACAGUUAACGGCGAACGCACUAGCAAAUGGCGAUACCGUCGUGUGGGUAGACUGUUUCCAGUCGGUCUCUCUUGAUCGGAUGGCCAAGGUGGUUGAUGUUGCGAAAAAAUCACAGGUGUCGGAACUUCCCCACAAAGACUCCCAAGAAAGUGAGAAAGCGUUAGGAGGCGUCACUCAUUACAACUGUCUAACCUUACCGCAUUUCAUCGCACUCGUCUCAAAACCUUCGCCAAGGCUGAUACCGGAAGACACGUCCCUCGUCAUUGUUAGUUCGCUCACAACAUUGAUCAAUUCCGUGCUUCCGAAACCUAAAGAUGCGCAACGAGGAAUGCUACACAACAAAGGUGCCGCCAUCCCGCAAAUCGAUCGACAACGUUCUCGCCAUGCUGACAUCGGUCCUCUAGGUCCUAGCGCCUUUGCCAAAAGGCAGCAAGCUCUCCAAGCCAUCAUGAAAGCCUUACAGACGUUGGCGUCAACUAGAAAGUGUGCAGUUGUCCUUCUCUCGCAAUGCGCCACUAAGAUGCGACUUGAAAGAGGAGCCAGCUUGAUCCCGGCUGUCGCUGCGAGUGUUUGGGAACAGAAUAUUUCGACGCGUAUCGCGCUAUUCAGAGACUGGAGCUGGCGGGAUAACACGCCUAGCAGCAUUUUCUUAGCCGGCCUGCAGAAGCUUGAUGGUAAAGUUUCUGAAGACAUGAUGGAGCACGUCUCAGCUUUCAGUGUGAGCGGAUACGGCGUGGCUAGCGCGUGCUACGAUGGCGGAGGCCGUCGAUCUUCGGGUAUUGCACCCAUGACGCAACAUAAGAGGAAACGAGGCAACACAGACUUUGAGGUUCCUGAUAGCGAAGACGACGAGGAUUAUGGAUGGGCGAAUGAGGACGAGGCUCACCUACCAGCUCCCCCGUCACAAUGGCAAGGAAGCGAGGAUAUUCUCCUUGGCCAGGCAGUUGGCCGAAGUGACGAUGGUUCAGACUGGGACGAGGAUGAAGUCGAAGGAGAUAAAGGUCCAGACCGGUUGACUGGCAAAUCAACCCCACUGAGCGCCGGCUCUCCACAAAGCUCACAUGCGGGCGAUGAGUUGGGCGCAACUUGA
Clonostachys solani is the source of this 1365-nucleotide messenger RNA. The record is from the annotation of a GenBank genome assembly. Lineage: Eukaryota; Fungi; Ascomycota; Sordariomycetes; Hypocreales; Bionectriaceae.